AUGUCCUCGACUUCUGAGUACAAACGACGCACGAUGGACAACACGUUUGGCUCUGGUUCGCCCGAGGAAUGGAGCCAAAGGAUACAAAACCUCCAAAAGCAAGUCGAUGAGGACGGUCUGCAGGAGCAACAGCGUUUGGAAGCCGAAAUUGCCCGCUCUAGGAUGGAGCGGGCGAAGCGGAGGAGUACAUUGGCCACCCCGACGAGGAUCGAUCCAGCUUCGGUUAGUCAACUCUCAACGGCUCUAGAUGAUUCACAUCGCGAUACGGAUCGCCAAAGCGCGUUGCGGCGUCUCACGGGAGAGACCGAUGUUGCUGAACGAGAGCGAGAAUCAAGGGAACCUGCGAGCUCAUCAAGCGGAACUGCACCAACAGGUGCAAAGGCUGUGUCUCUGGCCGAAUUCAUGGGUGGACGGGCCACAGGACCACGGCUGAACCGCCACGCGCCUCAGGCAGAUACAGAGGAGUUUGUGCGAGAGUAUGAAGAGAGAAAGCGAAACGCAUCUUCUGCUCCUUUACUCCAACGAGUUGCGCCUCCAUUUGCCCUUCCUGGAUUAGCAAAGGAUUCACCCAAAUCCUCGGAGGCUCCGAAAGACAUCAAACAACCAGGUGUACCCAGCGUAUCAUCGUUGUCAACACAACCCCGCUCCGCGUCAAUCCAGCCAUCUUCAUCUCCCCAAGCAGAAGCUGAAGAGCCAUCGAGGACGAGUAUGUUGAGCUCCUCCAUCUCAGCUGGCUAUAUAUCGCCCAAAGCUUCGGAACAAGCGGCACGAUCCUCUACGCCAGUGAAAACACUUAGUCCCGUCUCAAGCCCUCCAGCUAAUCCAGUGACUGCGAGAUGGACUGCCGCGGUUAAUACGACACCCACCAAAUCAUCUAGUGUGUCCAGUUCUCCGCCUUCCAACUCGCAGCCCCGUAUGAACAUGCUUGCAAGGCCACUAUCACAGCCAGCGACUCCACCGGUUCAGCAGUUUAUUCCUGCUACGAACCCAUCUCCUGCAUUCCUGAAACCCCCACCACCAAAGGAAGAGCGGCCGAGUAUUACAAGACUCCAAGGCCGAGGUUUUGUGGAGAGACAGGUCAAGGCAUCUGCUAAACUGUCUACAACUAUUGAAGAAACCCCUAAACCCGUGCGUGUGUCUGGAGAAAAGAACAAGGUUCUACAACGCUGGCCUGGCGAAGGAGGAGCAUCGGGUGCAAUUCCCGAGAGACGUGAAGAUAUACCGAAACGAGAGUUCGCCCGUUCACUGCCGGCUAAUCCUGUAGUUCGAGCUCACGAACCCGUUCCAUCGAUCAAUACUCCCUUGAGUAUCAAAUCUGUAAAGGAGCGGACAAAGGAGUUCGACAAGACUCCGGUAAAGCUCCCUGGUAUUGGUGGGGCUGGCCCUCCAAGCAAGCUAGUCAGACCACCAGUUGGAUCUCAAGAUAGCAUUGUCGCUAAUCCUGGCGCGGUUCCCCGGCGGCUGCCUGGACUCGCAGCUGAUUCUGCAACUUCAAGUGCCAUGAAGAAACCUUCGUCGUCUACAUCCUUACUAAGAGAAGUCACUCGACGCAGGAGUGUUCACUUCGACGACCUGGAUAAACCCAACGACGACGAGACCCCAGCGAUAGCUGGUGGCCAUCAGACAGAUGUGUCUAAUUCCAAGAAGCUCACCCAUCUUACCAAAGAUCGUGUCCGGAAGCCCCGCAAAGGGCGUGAACCGGCGAUCGUAUCUCAAACGCAUGUAGAAGACGAGGAAAAACAUACUCAAUCUGAACCAGUGGGCUCGAAUGUCGUCCAAAAUCCCCCCUCAGUCGACAGACCAACCACAAUAGCGCCGGCUGAAGUCAUGAUUCCCCGCAGUUCUCCAUCUGUCAAGUCACCGACCCAAAAUUUAUGGUCAGCUGCCUCAGAUUCCGAGAGGUCCUCACGCUCCAGGCAACCACCUCCACUUAUUGCACCUAAACCAAUGGCUCUUAGAAGAAACUCGCAACAGUCCCCUGCAGAACAGAGCCCCGCAGCUACGCCCUCGGAGCAAUCAAGUGCUUUUCGAACUCGCUCUGCUCCUCCUCCGUCCAACAGCAUAGCUUCUAGCCCCCCACCAGGCCGCAUCACAUCUUCACCUGAUUCUGAGCUUGUGCAAAGGGGGAGUGUAAGAAGUGCCAUUCUGAACUGGGGCCAGGAGCAGCAGACAAAGCCAACGACUGAGAGAUCCAGCUCACUACUGGAGGAGGUCACGCAAGUGAAGGAUCAGGCACGAAGCGAUCCACUUCCUACUCAAGAAGAAAUGGAAACACAAGAACACCAACCUACCGUUCCCCCAGUGCUAAACCCACCAACAUUGCCGUUGCCGCAACCUCGGCCCCGUCCUCUGAGUCAGUCGUCCGAACGGCGAAGGUCAAUCACGCAGAGGUACUCAUCUAUUAUGCUGCCUGCCUUGAAGGAGGAAAAGACGCCAGUUCCGACACCCGAGGGAUCCCUGAAGAUUGCCCCCAACGGUCCCGGAAAUGUAGCACCAAGUGUCCAAGACAUUCACCAGUCAUUGAUGAAGACAGUAGAUAAAGAGGAAACGAGCAAGUUGGAGAUUCUACAGAUUCCAGAUACUAAAGAGGACCUGAGCAAGGCUCGGGCAAGUGGCAAAAGCCCAGUUUCUCCACAAGACAGCCUCGUCCACAUCACUGAUGACCCAAAUCCACCAAUUCCAACCUUUAGCUUGAGCCGAUUACUGGCGCCACUGCCCGGAAGUGCCAAAGGUUCUCUGGGAGAUGUGAUCUCGAUUGAAGCCUUUCUGAUUUCCGGUACCUCAUCUACGGCAAUCAAGGAUUCUAUCCAUGUGGUCUACGAUCAAGAAAUCCUGGCGUUUGUGUCAAGAAAGAAGAACAGGACUUCCGGGCUUGUCGCGACUACUGUUUGGGCUUGGGUCGGGUCAAGGGCCUCUUGUGGUGAAAAGGAAGAGGGCAAAUUACAGGAAGUUGCUUCACGAUUCAACACGACUCUAAUCAAAGUACCUCAAGGCAAGGAGCCAUUCGAUUUGGUUCAGAUCUUGGGGGGAAUCAUUGCCAUACGCCACGGGGCUCGUUCACGGUGGUCGAAAGAAAAUACUGCACUUCACUGCGUUCGAACUCACGGGAGCAACUGUAUCACUAUCGAGGAAGUUGAGCUAGUAUCUCGCAACGUUUGUUCGGCGUUCACCUUCUGCCUUUCUGUCCUGGACGCGGUCAUCAUCUGGCACGGUCGAGGUGCGCUUCUUGCGGAAAGAGAAGCGGCGAAAACAUACGCUGGAACAUUGGUCUCUGAAGGAAUUGUUCCGACAGAAAUGGAAGAAGGACGUGACGACGAGAUGUUCUGGGCCAUGAUGGAUGAUGCCGGAUAUGCUAAUGCGGAUUAUUGGAAGUUUAGGGACCAAAGCCAGCUCUUCGUCCCCCGCCUCUGGAACAUUGCAAAUGAUGCUUUACAUCCAGUGGUUCCAUUCUCCGCUACUGACCUGCGGGAAGACGCUAUAUACAUGUAUGAUGGUGUCUUUGAACUCUUUGUCAUCGUAUGCCAAGGUGCGAGGGGUCGACGACAGGACAUUCGGUUGGCGCUCGCUGCUGCCGAAAGCGUGGCUGCUGCCUCCGCCGUCACGAGAUUCUUCCCUCCACCCGUACACGUCUUGAUUUUGCCGACGAGAAUACCUCUCGACCUGCGCGCUGGCUUCCGCCUGAUGGAUCUACGUGAUUCGGAAGAGGCGCUCAAUCCUGACCAUAUCAACCUUUUGACCUUAGCAGAGGCACAGGAACAGCUGGGCCGUCGGCAGUGGUCUGCUCGGAAGUUACGCGACCCUCAGUUCCUCCCAUUAGGCAUUUCGCCAGACAUGAUUCCCAAAUAG
Messenger RNA from Serendipita indica DSM 11827, 3846 nucleotides. Lineage: Eukaryota; Fungi; Basidiomycota; Agaricomycetes; Sebacinales; Serendipitaceae. The record is from the annotation of a GenBank genome assembly.